UAGGUAUCUUUGUCUGUACCACGUCGUCCUCCAAGCCAAAACAUCGAACACGCUACGAACUCGUACAAGUCCAACCCCGCUGAAACCCCUGGUCCGCUUCGCCUCAGAAGUUGCCGCCGCACCCAGAGCCUCCGAGAGCGAAUCAGACAGCGCCGACGUGUGGCACUGGGCGACUGCUCGAACAAGGCAAUUCUGGCAGAGAGAAACGCCGUCAGCACUCGACUCUACAACCGCCGCGCUGUACACAUUAGCGCGCGACUGUUCCAUUGCAGUGGCAGUCCGUCGCCCAGAAUAAACCGGCACUUUUCAGGGCCGUCGGGUCGGUCAAACGACGUACAUAUUAAUUCAAACAGCGUCCCGUCGUCGAAAAGGAAACAUCACCACCGCGCUCCAAAGCACCAACCAACACCAACACCGCAAGCGUUGACGCCUGCCUUUCCUUUUCAGUCGCAUCAACAGCCGGGUAUCCACAACGACAACCUAUAGACAAGUCGCCUGCAGGAUCAGGAUUUCCACUCAUAAUAACUCAUACACUACACCGGUUACCGUGUCUUUGACGAUUCGCUAUCUAUCGAAGCCAAUUCAGUAGUGCUGGUCACUUUUACAGCCGACGUCCAAACACUCCACCCAUUGCCGGGACCAAGCUGCUGAACAUCAGUUCAUUCCGAACAUCACAAAGUCAAGCUGCCUCCCCCAGGCCCACCGCCGACACCGACCCCAAACCCAACCCAAAACUCAACAUCAAACUCUGCAAAAAAAGAGAGUCGUGUUUAGGGAUCUCCAGUGCCCAAGUUCGCCCCCGGCCACUGCCAACCCACUCCCGUAACCCAUCGUGACUUGUGCAGCAUUCCAGCCAGGCCCGUUCACGCCUGGAACCACGCUGAUCUCACCCCCCCUCUCGGCCCAUCCUUGACACCCGACCCUACACGCCCCCACUGCGACUGCGUCCGGUUCAGUGGGCCACCCACCACGACCUUGCUCUCACGGUUGAGAAUCACGGCACCACACCAACCAGCCCAGCUCACGCAACCCCCUUGCCGGUAGUGUACCGCACGCCCUGUCCACCUGGGCUCCCGUCACCUCCUGGGAACGCCUGCUCAGCCUCGUGUAGUGUACUUUGCUUUCUCGUUUUUGCACGUCACCCCCCGGGCCCCUUCUGACGAACAGCCACCGAGACACGCAACAAAAAGUGGAAAAGCCCAAGGUCUAGAAAGCCCACUCAGAAGCCUCCAGCAGUGACCCAUCGCUACCCGACCCUACUACCACACUACAUAUUUACUAAGCUCAUUACCCCAACUUUUUCUCCCUUUUUCAUACAUAGUGCCUCAUCCCGCCCGCAUAAGCUUCGCCGCACGUCAACCUUCUUCACCUUGGUCCCACACCCUUUUCCCAUUUCUUGUUAUAUCAUCACCAGGGUGACCGUCCUCGCCAACAUUCCCUACCCCCACAACUCCUCUUGUUGACAUUUCGUCAUCAGCGUUUUUUUUUUCAUCCUUCUCAACCCACAUCAACAAUACAAUCUCACUCACAAUGGGUCUACCAUCAUCAACGAGCAUGAGCCUCAACGAGCUCAAUGCAAAGGCUCUCGACAACUUUGUCUACAGCAAGGUCGACAGGGACAUGAUCAGGUUUUUGGCUACCGCCGCCAGCGAGGUUAUCCAAUGCGAUCCCACCAUGAUGCCAUCACCAACAGUCGCGGCCACUUCUGGAAGGGAACAGCAACCCACGGCGCCACCCAAGGUUGUCAAAUGUGAAGAUGGCGGACUACCUACCCUCGAGGCCUUCAUCAGCCAGCUUGUCGUCAGCUCCAACGUCCAGGUUCCCACUCUCAUGUCGAGUCUGGUCUACCUCAGACGUCUAAAGUCCCGCCUUCAACCCAAUGCCAAGGGCCUCCGCUGCACCACCCAUCGCAUCUUCCUCGCUGCCCUCAUCUUGGCCGCCAAGUAUCUCAACGACAGCAGUCCCAAGAACAAGCACUGGGCCAGCUACACCAACAUGUCGAGCUCCGCCUACAACUUUGGCUUCAGCCGCACCGAGGUCAACCUGAUGGAGAAGCAGCUUCUCUGCCUGUUGGAUUGGGAACUGCGCAUCACCGAGGAGGAUCUCUACCGCGAGCUGGACUACUUCCUGGCCCCCAUCCGCCGUGAUUACGAGGUCCGUUAUGCCCGUCGCAUGCGCGAGAAGGCCGAGAAGCGCCAGCGCCAGUUGGAGGAGGAGGCCUGGGUCCAGGUUGCCGCUGCCGCCGCCGCCGCCCAGCACAUCCAGCAGCAGCAGCAACAACAGCAACAGCCUACUUACAUCUCUCCUCCCUCAUCCCGCGGCAGCUCCCGCUCGCGCAACGGUUACGCCUCUCGCGACACCUCGCCACCCGGUCUUUCCAGCUCCGCAUCUUCGUACACCAGCUCCACCAGCCGCUCGACAACCCCCGACAGCGAACUGGAUCUUCCUCACUCUUACGUUGCCAUCAACGGCGACGACUACUACCAGUCUGCUGCUAUCCCGCCUUGCGUACCGGAGAAGGAUGCCGCGGCCGUGUACUUCAGCAACACGCGCGGCGCUGCCGUCUCCGCCGCCGGUACCAAGCGGGGUGUUCUCCCCUACGAGAUUACGGCUGAGGACCUCGAUGAUUCCAGCAGGGUGAAGCGCAUGCGCGGCAUGCUUGGGCGUGUGUUUGGCGCUAACGCUGACCGGAACGUUAUUCCGGUCCGGUAAUUUCCUGACCUGUUUGAUUAACCAAGGUCAAGUUUUGCUUUUUAUGUUUUUCUACUUGUCUCAUCAUCAUCACCACUCCUCAUUACUCCAUGCAUUGCAUCCAAAUGCAUUGAUUGCAUUCAUAACGGCGUUUUAUCACUUUUUGGGAAAGGGUGGCAAUUGUUUGUCUUAGAGACCUGUCUUUUUUUUUACACACCAAAAAGCGAGGUGUUCAUUGGCUGGCGAAGUUCUACAUCAGCAUCAUUGUCAUCAUCAUCAUCAUCGUCGUCGUCGCAGCAUUUUCAUACAGGGGUGGGCUGGUGAUUGUAUCGUCUGUUUCUGUCUUUUUUUUGCUUUUUGAUCGUUGGGCAUAUACUACUGUCAUCUGUCAUGUCUCCUACUAAUGACGGGAACGAAUGGGCUUUUUGGGUGGGAGUACGAGAGCAUUACCGGAAUAUGGAUGGAUGGGUUAUAUGAUGGGAAUAUCGUAUGAUGAUGGACGAUGAAGGAAAGGACGGGUCUUCCAGCAUCAAGAAACUGCCGGAAUCUUUUUUACUACAUACAAAACCAAACAAAGAAAUGGAAUGUCAUUCACAACAUGCUCCCCAAAAGAAGGGGCAGCAUGGUGAUGAUUCAAACAAUCUUUCUGCCUUUCUCCG
Molecule: messenger RNA, 3350 nt
Organism: Neurospora crassa OR74A
Lineage: Eukaryota; Fungi; Ascomycota; Sordariomycetes; Sordariales; Sordariaceae
Product: cyclin
Exons: 2
Coding region: 1531-2712 (393 amino acids)
Biological process (GO): regulation of cyclin-dependent protein serine/threonine kinase activity
Cellular component (GO): nucleus; cyclin-dependent protein kinase holoenzyme complex
Molecular function (GO): cyclin-dependent protein serine/threonine kinase regulator activity; protein kinase binding
Source: RefSeq, a predicted model, not a curated record